AUGAAUGAUGAAAAGAUAAAAGUUUAUAUUCAAUACAAUGGGAAAGAUGCUCAUUAUGAUAUUCCUUCAGACGCAAAAGUUCAAACCGUGAUAGAUCAUUUAACACAAGAAUUUAAAGUUAAAAAUGAAUUGCAAAUUUUUCAGAAUACAACUUUAUUGAGUCAUGCUGAUCCCGUCUCAAAGUAUAAAACUGAUAAGGAAAAUCCUUUAAUCGUUGCCGACAUACCGUCUGGACUACCUCCUAGAGAGGAAUUUAUUAAUCGCAGGAACCCUUCAGAGGACGAAAUUCAGAGGCUUGUUUCUCAGGUAUAUGAGAUAGUGGAUGCUAGUGAAAUAACUGGAAAUAAACAAAUUGAUGAAGAAAUUAAAAAGAGACAAAUUGAUACUAUUCGAAAGGCUUUAAAAGAAGCUGAUUACAAUAUUCCUGCUACAAUUGAGAUCCUUUGUAAAUCAUAA
Messenger RNA from Trichomonas vaginalis G3, 456 nucleotides. RefSeq lists its product as uncharacterized. The record is from RefSeq and is a predicted model, not a curated record. NCBI's taxonomy places the organism in Eukaryota, Parabasalia, Trichomonadida, Trichomonadidae. The transcript has a single exon. Bases 1 to 456 code for a protein of 151 amino acids.